Melopsittacus undulatus (budgerigar) is the source of this 947-nucleotide messenger RNA. RefSeq names its product CDGSH iron sulfur domain 3 (gene CISD3). NCBI's taxonomy places the organism in Eukaryota, Metazoa, Chordata, Aves, Psittaciformes, Psittaculidae. Gene Ontology annotation, cellular component: mitochondrion. Bases 39 to 440 code for a protein of 133 amino acids. The record is from RefSeq and is a predicted model, not a curated record. The transcript is spliced from 2 exons. Gene Ontology annotation, molecular function: 2 iron, 2 sulfur cluster binding.
GGGAGGAGGAGCCGCUGCCGGUGGAGGUGACCGGGGCCAUGCGGCUGCCGAGCGCGGCCGCGCUGGUGAUGCUGGUGAGAGCGGAGGGUUGGGGGGGGCUCCGCCGGUUCCAGGCCCCCCCGGGCUGGGUUCGGGUCCCAUUGAUGCGGAGGAGCUCGGGCUCUGCGCAGCCGGUGGUGGCCGCGAAGGAGCCGUUCGCGGUGGAGCUGCAGGCGGGCAGGACGUACGCGUGGUGCUCCUGCGGGCACAGCAAGCGCCAGCCGUUCUGCGACGGUGCCCACAAGACGGCGGCGCCGGGACUGGCCCCGCUGCGCUUCACCCCGGAGGAGGACGCGAGGGUCUGGCUCUGCGGCUGCAAACGCACCCGGACCCCCCCGUACUGCGACGGCACCCACAAAGGGGAGGCGGUGCAGGGGGCUCCGCUGCCCCCCCGGCUCUGACCCCCUGCUCCGCGCUCGGGAUGAUCGGUGUGGAUAAACGGGAGAUGCUGAGCUCCCAUCGCUGGGAGGGGGCAGCAGCUUUGCCUUCAGCCCCACUGAGGAAUAACCCAAUGGAUAACGGGACAACCGGGUUGGGAAGGACCUUUAAAACCAUCACAUUACCCAGCACUGAGCCUUAUUGAACCUCAUACAAUCAGCCCCAUUGAUCCAGAUCCGUGCACAGAGCCUUCCUCCCCUCCGGCACAUCAAGGCUCUCACCCAACAGAGUGUGCACUUGAUCCCCUCAUGCAGCUCAUCAUUAAAGAAGCCUGGCCCCACUACCAAGCCCUGGGGUUGCAGGAUGCAGGAACCGGGUGGCUGCAGCUGUGCAGGCCGAUGGAGGGAAGGACAGUUCUGCAGCAUUUAUUACAUUUACAAAGCUGUAUAGUUAUACAAAUGUUUAACCAAUAACAAUAUAUGAAUAUCCGAAUAUAUUACAAGACAUUAAAACGUCGCACAGGAUGCAGA